AUGGCAACCAAAACAGCCACUCCACUCAAAACAACACUUCCAACCCCAAACUUAGCCUCUGCUCCAGAGUCAUCAGCAAUCGGCAUCGGUCCCUCGGCCGCCUCGGGCGAUAACACUCCCGGUGAACUCGCCACCGAGGGAACAACCCCGGAAGGCGCCUCGGCUGGUGGCGCGGAACUCGAUGAAAUGCCCAUUACUGGUCCCUCAGAAACCCCCGGCACCUCCGCCGGAGAACUCACCGGAGGUGAACUUCCGACCACUGGAGGAACAGGGGCGAACACGGGUGGCGAAGAAACUGGGGCCUGUGUUGGAGGGACGGGACCGCGAGACGGUGAACUCGCCGGAGAAUGUACCGGAGAUUUCACCGGAGGAGAGUGCACCGGUGAAAUCACCGGCGAUCUCGAAAUCUUAGGGAGUGAAGUGGGUGAUGAAGAAGGAGCAUAA
Molecule: messenger RNA, 444 nt
Organism: Chenopodium quinoa (quinoa)
Lineage: Eukaryota; Viridiplantae; Streptophyta; Magnoliopsida; Caryophyllales; Amaranthaceae
Exons: 1
Coding region: 1-444 (147 amino acids)
Source: RefSeq, a predicted model, not a curated record